CGCAUGGUUCAGUACGUGUGACUUGCCUUGUUCAAGGUGCAAGCAUCGUCUUCUCAUUUCUGCAAUAUUCAGCUCUUCCUAAAGGUUUAUCCGUUUAUUUAUUUUGUUGCUUGUCUUUGGAAUCCGUUGUGAAGGUGCCCAACAACAAGAAGCUGUGGAUUCACUAAACAAACACGCAAUGAUGCUCGAGACCAGCAAAGAUGACCUGCUGCUGUUUCCGUCAGAGGGCAGUGAUGAGGCCUUUUUCCCAGCAGAGAGCUUGGCUAGUGGUGGUCAGUCCUUGGCAGAAGCUUUGCUGCCUUUGGUUGCGUCUCCGUCUCCUCCUCUGAACUCGUGGCUCUGCUCCACCCGCUACAAGACGGAGCUGUGCAGCCGUUAUGCGGAAAGUGGCACGUGUAAGUAUGCAGAGCGAUGCCAGUUUGCUCACGGCCUUCACGAUCUCCACGUGCCCUCACGCCAUCCCAAGUACAAGACUGAGCUGUGCCGCUCCUUCCACGCUGCCGGUUUCUGCAUGUAUGGAAGCCGCUGUCUGUUUGUGCAUGGCUUAAAGGAGCAAAGACCAGUUCGGCACAGACGUCGCAAUGUUCCCUGCCGCACAUACCGCGCCUUUGGUGUAUGCCCCUUUGGCACACGCUGCCACUUCCUCCAUGUUGAAGGUGGUUCCGAGUCAGAUUGUGCUGAGAAGACCUGGCAUUCACCUUCCCGUGCCAGUGAAUGGAAACCCCGUGGAGCCCUCUGCCGCACCUUCAGUGCUUUUGGCUUUUGCCUGUAUGGCACUCGCUGCAGAUUCCAGCACGGCCUCCCUAAUACAGUAAAAGGCCUCGACAUGAGCCAAGCAUGGUCACCACAACUGCCUGGUAGGGCGCUUUCACCUGCCUCAGAUAUGCAGUCCUCCUCUCCAUCAUCUUCCUCAGCCUCCUCAUCACCUCAGUCGUUGCUGGCAUCACCUGCGUUCCCUGAUGACUCUGGACCUGUCACACCCCCGUCUGCAGAAGUGGUGGCCAACAAUGCUUUCACUUUCAGCAGUCAGCACCUGAACGACCUGCUGCUGCCGCUGGCCUUCAGACUCCAACAGCUGGAGCAAGCAUCUAACCUCCGUGCUGGUUUGCUGGACCAACCAUUGCUGCCAUAACGUUAACGCAUGUCAAUACUUUUGUAAAUUAAUGGAUUUUUGAUGGCCUUUAUUUUUAAUUUUUUUUUAAAUGGCUUUUUUUGUGUGAAAUUUAGAUGCCUUUUACUGCUACUUCAAGUCUGUCCAUUGGUCCAAGUCUAUUGGUGGCGAGUCUAAUUUGGUGCAUUAGGCUGCUGUAAAUUGUAUUUUAACCUGUUGUAUGUGUAUAUAUGGAGCCUUUGGGACAUGAUGUGAAUGUGUUAUUUAUGGAUUUUUAAUUUAAAUUGUGCUACUUAAAUUAUUGUUUCAGGAUUGGCUUCGUCUGCAUCCUUUGAUCUUAAUAAAACCACUGACUAUCGUUAGUGCGAUUCUCAACAAAA
Molecule: messenger RNA, 1491 nt
Organism: Tachysurus fulvidraco (yellow catfish)
Lineage: Eukaryota; Metazoa; Chordata; Actinopteri; Siluriformes; Bagridae
Gene: cth1
Product: cysteine three histidine 1
Exons: 2
Coding region: 179-1132 (317 amino acids)
Molecular function (GO): metal ion binding; mRNA binding
Source: RefSeq, a predicted model, not a curated record